AAUUACAACUUGCAAUUUUCAGAUUAAAAAAAUUCAGAUGCAUACAUUUCAAGUCGCUCAAAUUCAGAUCUCAGAAAUACGAAUUCAAACCGGAGUUCCAACAUCCGGGGCUUCCCAGGAAAAGUAAACUGUUUAGAGCGAUCGAUCGCAGCAUUAACGAGACACAGCGCCAUCUCACGGCUGCACUCGAGUUCACGUCUGUGGAGGUGAAGCUGAGCAGAUGAGCCGCGUUUGUACGGGAGAAAACUAAGGAUGAACCCCAACGAGAUUCAACAUUGUUGUGUUUGGUGGAGUGGAUGGCUUCUCAAGAAAGACAAUGUACCUGGGAGCUGCCACGAACAACCUGGCAUCAACUGCACUGACCUUCUUCCAGGAAUCAGUGGACAGAUUUGGUUUCCCUCUUAGAGUAAGGGGCGAUCAGGGAGUUGAGAAUGUCCAGAUAGCACGCCUCAUGUUCACAGUCCGUGGAACUGGGAGGAGCAGUUUCAUUUCUGGAAAAAGUGUCCACAACCAGCGCAUCGAGAGAUUAUGGAGAGACGUGUGGACUGCAGUGACCAGCUUGUACUACGAUGUCCUCCACUAUCUUGAGGAAGGCAACUAUCUUGACAUUGCAGACCAAACACACAUUUUCUGUUGCCAUUACACCUUUGUACCAAGACUUCAAGAUGACCUGGACAUUUUUCGAGAGGGCUGGGACAAUCACCCCUUAAGAACCGAGGGCAACAUGACUCUAAACCAGCUGUGGGCAAUAGGACAAGUUUAUGAGCCAGUUCAGGAGCCCCAAAAUGAGGAGGUGUUGGGCAUACCAGAGAUUGAUUGGGAGAGCAGUGGGUUACCUCACAUUAGAAAUACUGGAAUUCAUGUUCCUGCCACAGGCUGUCCACUUACAGCAGAGCAGUUUACAGCACUCAGAGACUUCAUUGACCCCAGAGCAACAUCACAGUCACGGGGUGCUGACAUCUAUAUGGCUGCUGUGCAGUUCUGCCAGACUCUUUUGGAAUGAGAAGUUUCUGAAUGCAUUUUAGAGGACGAUGGGGUGACAGCAAGAAAAAUACCACAGUGGAUUCUUUUCCAAUGGAAAACAGUGGAAUUGUUAAGACAUUAUUUCCUUAAACAUUUAAGUUUGUUUCAUCUAUGUCUGCUAAAAUUAGUUACAUUAUGUUGAUUAUAGGGAGUACCAAGAUACCAUAAAAGCUUAAGAAAGGCAUUCAUUUUUCUGUAGACGCAACAUUUUAUUUCUAAUUCACCAAUUUUCUAUGUAAAACAUUGACAAAUAAAAUAUUUUACAU
This is a messenger RNA of Astyanax mexicanus (Mexican tetra), 1289 nucleotides long. RefSeq lists its product as uncharacterized. The transcript has 6 exons. Lineage: Eukaryota; Metazoa; Chordata; Actinopteri; Characiformes; Acestrorhamphidae. The coding region runs from base 317 to 1003 and encodes 228 amino acids. The record is from RefSeq and is a predicted model, not a curated record.